GAUUUGCACAGUUCUCAUUAGCUUCUUCUCUUAAUUAAAGCUGUUGCCAUGGCGAUGGAGGCGAGUGAAAGCACUGAGACAACUGGUGGAACCAAACUUUUCGAGAAUAUUUUCAAAUACAAGGGCGUUAAUUUUAUUUGCAACGAAUUCGCGGAUGACCCGAUGAAAAUGGAGAACAUGAAAUGCCGUGACGAUGAUGUCAUAGUUGCUACAUUCCCAAAGAGCGGAACUACAUUCACCCAGGAGAUAACGUGGCUGGUUUUACACGAUGCAGACCCCAAGUCGAGAGACGGGAAAAACUUUGAUGAGCGCAUGCCAGAGAUCGGAUACAGUUACCCCGGUAACAAGUACGUGCCACGGGACGAGAUGGAGUCUCCGCGAAUAUUCAAAACGCACUAUCCGUGGAGAACGCUCCCGCGGGAGGCUAAAGAGAAGAAGUGCAAGAUAAUCUACGUGAGUCGAAACUUUCAGGACGUGGUGGUCUCCGGCUAUUUCAUGGUCAAGGAUCGGUAUCUAGUGCCGAUGCCAGCGGGGAAGGGUGCCAAUGAAACUGCCAAGAGUUCGACAGAUCCUCUUGUUUCGACCGACUCCAUGCGCAGUUACUUUAACCAGAUGGCGUAUGACCAAGUGAUAUUUGGCAACUAUUUCGAUCACAAUCUGGAAUACUGGGAGCAGAGAGACAGCGGCCAUGUCUUGUUCCUGUUCUACGAAGACCUGGUGGAGGACCUGGCAGGGGGCGUGCGGUGCAUUGCUGAGUUUCUAGGCAAACAGUUGAGUGACGAUCAGGUGUCGGCCAUUGUCGCUGAGACGAACUUCGAGCGCAUGCGCACGAACCCGCUCACGAACUGGAAUUUCCUCACGAAGAAUGGACUGCGCGACCCUAACGCUGCACCCAUCAUGCGCAAAGGUAUAGGGCCGUAA
Priapulus caudatus is the source of this 921-nucleotide messenger RNA. RefSeq names its product sulfotransferase family cytosolic 1B member 1-like. Lineage: Eukaryota; Metazoa; Priapulida; Priapulimorpha; Priapulimorphida; Priapulidae. The coding region runs from base 49 to 921 and encodes 290 amino acids. The transcript has 6 exons. Gene Ontology annotation, molecular function: sulfotransferase activity. Gene Ontology annotation, cellular component: cytoplasm. The record is from RefSeq and is a predicted model, not a curated record. Gene Ontology annotation, biological process: sulfation.